This is a messenger RNA of Triplophysa rosa, 3078 nucleotides long. RefSeq names its product minichromosome maintenance complex component 7 (gene mcm7). The transcript is spliced from 14 exons. Gene Ontology annotation, biological process: DNA strand elongation involved in DNA replication; double-strand break repair via break-induced replication; DNA replication initiation. Gene Ontology annotation, cellular component: MCM complex; nucleus. Bases 783 to 2951 code for a protein of 722 amino acids. The record is from RefSeq and is a predicted model, not a curated record. Gene Ontology annotation, molecular function: single-stranded DNA helicase activity; single-stranded DNA binding; ATP binding. Lineage: Eukaryota; Metazoa; Chordata; Actinopteri; Cypriniformes; Nemacheilidae.
GGAUUUUGCGAACAAAGAGCGGCGGCGCGCGGAUACCACGUGCUAGUUUCAACCCGUACUCGCUUUUUCAAACUAAAAGUUUCUCGAAAACGCUCUUAAUCGUUUAGCGCGACUCGUGCACGAUACAGACCGCAAGAAGUCGCUUAGAAUCGCAUCGUAAAAGUUUCAGUGUUGUGUGAAACGGACCGGCUUGGUUGGGAUUAUUUAACCGCGGAUGGAUGGCGGAAGCGACGCGGGCGGUAACGGGUCCACAGGGCCAUGUGCUUCUUUGUUUACAAAAACAGCAGCGAUCGAGUGGCGUUACAAGCGCGCCAUUUAUAAAGCCAGACUAUAUUACAUCUUAACCGAGGAAGCGACGUCGUCGAUGAAGACGGUUCGUGAACACGACACUGAAUCGAUACUGUUUUGUUGGCGGCGUCGAAAUGUUUUGACUCAUUUUAUAUUCACCACUGUUGGUCGGUUUUUAAAGCUCUGUUAUAUUUCACACGUCUGUAAUGUUCAUACGUGUAGUGUUGUGCGGUUUUUAGGUGAAAUUAUUAAUGUAUGGCUCGUGCAUUACUGCUCUAUUUUCGGUCGAUGGUUUGUUUUUGUUCUCUCGUCAUGCCGCGCGGGGGAGGGGCGCGCUCACGUGACUGUUGUUUGUCAAUGGGCGCGCGCUUGUCUGGGUGCACCUGCGCAAGCUCUGUCACGUCAUUCUGCGAGUUUGAAUUUCGUCCAUAAAUUGAAUAGAGUUGUUUUGCAAACAAAUAGCUGUCAGUUGCUCUUCUCAUUUGUUGUUCAGUAUGAGAGAAUGUGUUUCUCGUCUGUGUUUUUCAGAUAAGUGUAAGCGCUUUCUGCAGGAGUUCUACACGGAGGAUGACUCUGGGAAGAAGGUCUUUAAAUACGGUGCUCAGCUGGUCUCUCUGGCUCACCGUGAGCAGGUGGCACUGGUGGUGGAUCUGGAUGAUAUGGCUGAAGAAGACCCUGAACUGGUGGAGAGUGUGUGUGAAAACACCAAACGCUACGGUGGACUGUUUGCCGAUGCUGUUCAUGAGCUCCUGCCCGAAUACAGAGAACGAGAGGUGGUGGCAAAGGAUGCGUUGGAUGUUUAUAUUGAGCACCGGCUGAUGAUGGAGACCAGAGGUCGCGACCCUGCUGAUACACGUGACCCCCGGAAUCAGUACCCAUCUGAACUCAUGCGCAGAUUCGAGGUGUAUUUCAAACCUCCAUCCACAAUGAAGCCAAAAGUGGUUCGUGAUGUGAAGGCCGACAGCAUCGGUCAGCUCGUGACGGUCAGAGGCAUCGUUACCAGAGCGACGGAGGUCAAACCCAUGAUGGCCGUCGCCACGUACACAUGUGACCAGUGCGGCGCCGAGACUUAUCAGCCGAUCGCCUCGCCGAGCUUCAUGCCACUGAUCAUGUGCCCCAGUCAGGAAUGUGUCACCAACAAAUCUGGAGGGCGUCUGUAUCUGCAGACGCGGGGGUCAAAGUUCGUCAAAUUCCAGGAGCUGCGCAUUCAGGAACAUAGCGAUCAGGUGCCCGUAGGAAACAUUCCUCGGAGCAUGACCAUUUAUGCACGCGGAGAGAACACGCGUGUGGCGCAGCCCGGAGAUCACGUGGCUGUUGCGGGAAUAUUCCUUCCUCUGUUGCGCUCUGGCUUCAGACAGGCCGUACAGGGUUUGUUGUCUGAGACGUAUCUGGACUGUCACAGCAUCACUCUGAUGAAUAAGUCGGAAGAUGAUGAGUUGGGUACCGAAGAGCUCAGUGAUGAAGAGCUGAGACAAAUUACAGAGGAGGAUUUCUAUGAGAAGCUGGCGGGGUCGAUCGCUCCAGAGAUUUACGGUCAUGAGGAUGUCAAGAAAGCGCUGCUGCUGCUGCUGGUGGGCGGGGUCGAGCAGGCACCACGUGGCAUGAAGAUCAGAGGGAACAUCAACAUCUGCCUGAUGGGGGAUCCGGGUGUUGCGAAGUCUCAGCUGCUGUCAUAUAUCGACCGACUCGCCCCGCGCAGUCAGUACACUACUGGACGGGGUUCGUCGGGUGUAGGUUUGACGGCUGCUGUGAUGCGUGACCCGGUCACAGGAGAGAUGACCCUGGAGGGCGGGGCUUUAGUUCUGGCUGACUUGGGAGUGUGCUGCAUCGAUGAGUUUGAUAAGAUGGCUGAUGCCGACCGUACGGCCAUUCAUGAGGUUAUGGAGCAACAGACCAUCUCCAUCGCCAAGGCCGGCAUCAUGACGUCUUUAAAUGCACGUUGUUCAAUCCUGGCAGCAGCGAACCCUGCGUAUGGUCGCUACAACCCGCGCAAGACACUCGAGCAGAACAUUCAGCUGCCCGCGGCGCUGCUGUCUCGCUUUGACCUGCUGUGGCUCAUUCAGGACAAACCAGAUACUGACAAUGACCUGCGACUGGCCCAACACAUCACAUACGUCCAUCAGCACUGCAAACAACCACCAACUCACUUCAACCCUAUCGACAUGAAACUCAUGAGGCGUUACAUCAGUAAGUGUAAACAGAAGCAGCCGUUGAUUCCUGAGGCUCUGUCUGAUUACAUCACAGCAGCAUAUGUGGAGAUGAGGAAAGAGGCUCGAGUUGGUAAAGACACAACGUUCACCUCUGCCCGAACGCUGCUCUCCAUCCUGCGUCUCUCCACUGCCCUGGCUCGCUUGCGGAUGGUGGAUGUUGUUGAGAAGGAGGAUGUAAAUGAGGCCAUGAGACUGAUGGAGAUGAGCAAAGACUCGCUGCAGGCCGACAAGACGAACAACACCAGGGCUCAGCGGCCUGCAGACGUGAUCUUCUCUCUGUUGCGUGAGCUGGCUGGUGAGGGAUCGGUUAAAUCCAUUAACAUGACGGAGGCGGAGCAGCGCUGCGUGUCUCGUGGUUUCACUCCUGCACAGUUCCAGGCCGCUCUGGAUGAAUACGAGGAGCUGAACGUGUGGCAGAUAAACCAGGCACGCACACGCGUCACGUUUGUUUAAACAUGUAUUGCCAAAAGUGUUUGAUGACAUCACAGCUUUUUCUGUAUUAAAUGACAAUGUUAAACUGAGGCUUUCCUCACAUGUGCUUGCUUUUUAAUCUCUGAAAUAAAUGUUGUAAAUAGUUUAA